GAGCCCGGCGGCGUUUCUCCUCCUGCCGCUGCAGGGCAGUUGCUGCGCUGUGCCCGUGCCCAGGAGGCGCCCGCCUCAGGGGAGGCACCGGCCGGCCAGGCAUGUCUGCGCCGAGGGGCUCCCCGCUCGCCAGAGACCUCGACGGAGCGGGAAGGACAGGCAGCCUCAAGCGCGCGAGUCUCCCAAAAUCACAGCUAGCACGAUGCUACUCUGUUGCGAUACCCCAUCAUGCAUCAUGCCUUGAUGUCAGAGUUACCAGGCAACCUGGGUGGAGUGCAGAGUUCCCUUAUGGAAAGUUAGACCAGAAAAGCAAUUUGCAUGCAACCUCGUUAGACGAUGCAGAAUACCUGUGGCCUAAGGAACUUGUUGCUUCUGGAAACAGCCAGGCUUCUGCAAAGGCAGGCCGCAACAUUCCUCGGAGACACACCGUAGGAGGCCCUCGAAGUUCCAGAGAAAUUCUGGGAAUGCAGGCGUCAGAUAUGGACAAGAAGAGAGAAGCUUUUCUAGAGCAUCUGAAGCAGAAAUAUCCCCACCAUGCCACUGCAAUCAUGGGGCACCAAGAAAGACUGAGAGAUCAGGCUUUGCAGUGCAUGUUGGUCUCCCUCCAUUCAGAACUUGACAUUCAAAGGUACUUGAUGAAAAUUGAAUCCUCUCAGAGAACAAGGAGCCCAAAGCUAUCUCAAAGCCCACAGCCCAAUUUGGGAGAUCAGGCCGAAUUAUCAGAGGCAUCUGCUGACUCCCUGGAAAUCAUGUCUGAAGGAGAAUCUCCUUCUCCUUUCUCAAGAGGAAGCCGUACACGAGCAAGUCUUCCAGUGGUGAGGUCAACCAACCAGACAAAGGAAAGAUCACUUGGUGUUUUGUACCUUCAAUACGGAGAUGAAACUAAACAGCUAAGGAUGCCCAAUGAGAUCACGAGCACAGAUACGAUCCGUGCCCUUUUUGUAAGUGCCUUCCCCCAGCAGCUGACGAUGAAAAUGCUGGAGUCCCCCAGUGUGGCAAUAUACAUCAAGGAUGAGAGCAGGAAUAUCUAUUAUGAAUUAAGUGAUGUAAGGAACAUUCAAGACAGAUCUUUCCUUAAAGUUUACAACAAGGAUCCUGCGCAUGCUUUCAAUCACAUGCCCAGAGCUGUAAAUGGAGAUAUAAGGAUGCAGAGAGAAAUCUUCCCGAAUUCUUCUCGGCCAGGAUCCACUGCGCACCCCCCUCAUGCACUGCCAGUCUCUCCACCGGCUACACCAGUGCCCCACUCCAUGCCUCCUUCCCCAUCCAGGAUCCCCUAUGGCACUGCCAGGCCAGUCGGCGGCCCUGGCAAUGCCACCAUUCCCAGGGACAGGAUCUCAAACAUGCCAGCCUCGAGAUCCAUCUCGCCGAGCCCCAGUGCCAUUUUGGAAAGAAGGGAUGUGAAGCCCGAUGAGGACAUGGGUAGCAAAACACUUACUCUUUUUCGGAACGAGGGGCUGUACGCCGACCCUUACUUAUACCACGAGGGCAGGAUGAGCAUCGCGGGUUCACAUGCUGGGCAUCCUCUUGACGUUCCUGACCACAUCAUUGCUUACCACCGUAGCACCAUGAGGUCUUCAAGCACUUACUGUAACCCUCCUAUGCAGCCUGAGAUCAUGGAGCAGUCGCUGUACCGGCAAAAAUCAAGGAAAUACCCCGACAGCCACUUGCCGACCCUGGGAUCCAAAACUCCUCCGGCCUCCCCUCACAGAGUAGCUGAUGUUCGGAUGGUAGACAUUCACGCCCAUCACAACUCCCAAGUGUCUCCUCACACCAUUCACCUUGAGAGGUCGUCUCCAGGUCGCCAGUCCCUUAAGAAAGACCCAGGGACACCUGUGUUCGUAGAAGCCAAACCACGAAAUGUCAUGGGCUUACCCGGCAUGGCUGAGGUAGUCCCAUCAGUACCUGACAAGAAAGCUUUUGGCUAUGGAUCAGCAGUGAUACCCAAAGAGAAUGAGACCAGAGAGAGGAUGCAAGCAAUGGAGAAACAGAUUGCCAGUUUAACUGGUCUUGUUCAGUCUGCGCUUUUAAAAGGGCCAAAUACAAGUAAUAGCAAAGAGGCUUCUAGUGAGAAGAUGGUGAAAACUGUGACUAGUAAAAGCAGUGCUGAGAAGCCAGGAUCUGCUCAUGUCUCCAGUGGGAAGAACUCGUUACUAGCUAUCGAAGCUGCCCCUGCCAGCAUCAUGCCUGUCGGCUCCACAGCCAUGCAAGUCAGCCUCUUUGACAUGAAACGCAACGUGUCAGAUCUCCGUCUCCAGCUGCACCAGAUGCGGCAACUACAGCUGCACAACCAGGAGGCGCUACGGGCCAUGGUGAAGAAAGCGGAGCUGGAAAUCAACGGCAAGGUGAUGGAAAGAGCGAAGAGGCUGGAAGAUCCCGUGCAGCGACAGCGCCACCUGGUGGAGCAAGAAAGGCAGAAAUACCUACACGAAGAGGAGAAAAUUGUGAAGAGCUUAUGUGAGCUGGAAAGUUUUGUUGAAGAUCUGAAGAAGGAAUCUCUUACAGCCAAUAGGAUUGUUACACUGAAAGACGUUGAAGAUGGGGCUUUUCUUCUACGGCAGGUUGGAGAGGCUGUCGCUACCCUCAAAGGUGAAUUUCCAACACUGCAGAAUAAAAUGCGGGCCAUUCUCCGCAUCGAGGUGGAAGCUGUGAGAUUUUUAAAGGAGGAACCUCAUAAACUUGACAUCCUAUUGAAGAGAGUUCGCAGCAUGACUGAUAUCCUCACCACCCUCCGGAGGCAUGUUACCGAUGGUCUGCUGAAAGGUGUGGAUCCCUCACAGGCCGCCCAGUACAAUGCCAUGGAGAAAGCGACGGCGGCAGAAGUUCUGAAAAAACAGGAUGACGCUGCAAAGAGCCCCGCUUCCCCAAAGCAAAAGGUUGGCGACCCCUCAGCGGAACUGUCUGUCAGGUCAGAGGUGAUCCCUGUCUCGAGCAUGACAGUCCACCAUGCACAAAGUUCCCCAGUGGUCAUGCAUCAGUCUCAGCAUUCAACAACACUGGUCAGCAAUGCCCCAAAUUCUCCCGUGGCAAUCAGCCCCUCGGCAGGUUCAUCUGCAUCAUGCCACCUGAUGCCUGCCAUGCCAGAGUCUGCUGCAGCAGCAACCGCAGCCACAGCAGCAGUGACAGCGACCACCCAGCAAAUGCAGGCACCUCAGUCGCCCCAAGUUAAUGGCUCCACCAUGCAAAGCCUUUUUAUCGAGGAACUUCACAGUGCAAGUACCAGGAACAGAGCUCUGUCAAUUGAGAAAGCAGAGAAGAAAUGGGAAGAGAAAAGGCAGAACCUCGAUCACUACAACGGAAAAGAAUUUGAAAAACUCCUCGAAGAAGCACAAGCAAAUAUCAUGAAAUCUAUCCCAAACCUUGAGAUGCCUCCACAAGCCACAGGCUCGCCGAAAGCUGACACAGCAGAAAAAAUAGAAGUCUCUGAAGAGGCUCCUAACCCAGAGCAGGAGACCGAAAAGCCAGUGAAGUCUCCACCUCCUCCGCCUCCACGUCGCAGUUAUCUGAUAGGAUCUGGACUAAGCACAAGACUGGGAGAAGUCAGUUACGUGGCCAGGAAAGACAGCACUUUGGUCAAGGAAAGCAGUGAAGAUGCUGCUCAAGGAGCACAGCCAAGAGUCCCUAAGGAAGACCAUGCCUCUCAUCAACCCCUGGCUACAGGCACAAUUCCACCUGCAAAGGACGACGAGGAGGAGGAGGACGGAGACAGAAUAAUGGCAGAAUUACAGGCUUUCCAGAAGUGCUCUUACAUGGAUGUAAACUCAAACAGCCAUGUUGAACAGUCCAGAAAUGACACUCACACAAAAGAUGCAAGGCCUGUGGCCUUAAUACAUCCCAAGGAGAAGAAGGUGUAUGGGGAGGCAACAAAAGAUAGUGACCAUCCCAAGCACCAGACAGAAGAGAUGGUCUCGGAUGCUCCCAGCAUUGCUGAAAACUCUGCCUUCAGCAAAGAUUUGCUUUUGGAGAAUAAGGAAUAUGCACAAACAAAUUCUCUUAAGCUGAAAACAAACUUCUCCAUUGUGUUAGACAAUGAAAGGAAGAUGGGGCCUGAAGAAGCACAAUGUCCCGCAGUUGAAACUGGAAGACAAAGGUCAACCAAUGCUGCACUGAGAGAGACUGGUCAUAGUUCGCCCCCGAAUGAACCUCUCGGUAGCGCAGGGGCACCUCCUGUCAGUCAAACAGACUCAUACACUCAGGAGGCGUCUCCUAAGUCUCCAGAGGAACAAGACAUGUCUGCUGGGGCCUAUAAUCAAGUUGUGCUGAGGCAUAAGGCACCCAGAAAUGUUACCUUAAGUAGUAUGGAUGAGGUAGAGUCGCCAACUAGCUCUCCAAGUGAUGAAAGCCCACCAUCGGAGAACAUUGCUUUCAUGAUUACCAAAACAGCAGUCCAGUUUCUGUCCAGUGGAGAGGUCCACGAUAUAGUCAACAGGCAAGGAGAAGAUGUGCAGACUGUUAACAUUGAUUCCAGAAAGGAAGCAACAUCCCGAGGGACGCUAGAGAACCGCGAAAAUGAAGAGCCUGUGGUCUGCUUGGACAAAAAACCGGUAAUCAUUAUUUUUGAUGAGCCAAUGGACAUCCGAUCAGCUUAUAAAAGACUUUCAACGAUAUUUGAGGAAUGCGAUGAAGAGCUGGAAAAAAUGAUGACAGAAGAGAAGAUAGAGGAGGAGGAGGAGGAGGAGGAAGACCAAGAACCUGAGACACCUGGUGCCUGUAACAUAGGAGUUACCAGUGCAGACAGUAAUAGGAGUCAUGGGGCUGAUGACGCAACAAGUGGCAGAUUUGAGCAGGACUUCGGACAACGCUAUCUGCCUAAUUCAGCAACUCAAGCCAAACUCCAUGAAGGGCAGGAAACAGACGAGAUGGAUCUCAGGAAAUCUCCUUACAUUUAUGCGCCACAUCCAGAAUCAAAGCUGGACGCUCCCGAUACGAAGAAGAAAUUCAAGUUUAAAUUUCCUAAAAAGCAGCUGGCGGCUCUUACGCAGGCAAUCCGCACGGGGACUAAAACCGGCAAGAAAACUUUGCAAGUGGUUGUGUAUGAGGAGGAGGAGGAAGACGGCACUGUGAAACAGCACAAAGAGGCAAAAAGGUUUGAAAUCCCGAGCAGUCGGCCUGAUGACGCUUCAGGGAAGGAGGAGGCAAACCUAACUGUACAGACUUCUAGGACUGAAGAAAUUAGAAAAAAUACGUACAGGACUCUGGACAGUCUGGAGCAAACUAUUAAGCAACUGGAGAGCACUAUUAGUGAGAUGAGCCCAAAAUCAGUUUCUGAAGCUCCAGCCAGAUUGGAGGGAACUUCUGUCCCGGGCUUUUUCUCACCAAAAGAAUCCCUAGCGCUGGAAGAAACUAUUGCUGAUGUUGAACCCCCUUCCUCAAUACCGCCAACUUCACGUAAGGGUUCAACCAGCACUUCACAGACCAGCAGGAUGCCAAUCCCUGCAGCCGCAAAAAGUAGACAGCAAGGCAACACAGACAAAACAAGCAAACCGCACAAGCUACAGGAUCAACGCCAGUACAGACAGGCUAAUGGAAGUGCUAAGAGAGCUGGUGGGGACUGUAAGGCCACUUCCCCUAACCUGUCUGCUUCAAAAAUUCCAGCCUUUCCUUCCACCUCUGGGAAAAGUAGCUCUGUUUCUAGUGGUGAUAGCACUAACCUUCUGAGCCCCCCUACUAAAGCCUCUGCCCCUUCUUCUAACCCUCUCAGUCCUCCAACAGGUCGCCCUCCUCAUUCCGCUUCCCUAAUCCCCUCUGUCUCUAACGGCUCCUUGAAGUUCCAGAGUCCCGCUCACACAGGUAAAGGUCACCAUCCUCUUUCAUUCUCAAUACAGACUCAAAACGGCCGGCCACCCCCUCUUCCUCCAGCUCCCUUUUCCUCGUCCUCCUUCUCCUCUCCCUCCUCCUCCUCCUCUCCCCCAUCACUGAGUCAAGGUUCGAAGAGCAUCCGCUCGAUCCACACACCCAGGUUCACCAGCUACAAGUCCCAGAACGGAAGUGUCAGCAAACCUGCCCAAUCUUCCUCCGCCACCAAGGAAUCAACUUAAAAGCUCUAUACUGGCCAGUGCAAGUUACAGACAAAACCUUCUCAGUUGCUGAUGUCGACAUUGCCCACUGGUAUUGCAGCUGAGAAGCGCGUUCCAAACUUGCUGUAGAGUUUCAGGCUGAAAUGCGAAACUUGUGCUAAAUACUGGGUUAUUACAAGCAAGAGGCAAAAAGUAGUUUUGUAUGCAUUUGCUGCUGUCAAAAUGCCAGAGGGGAGGGCGAGGGUGGAGGUGGGGGCUCCCUUCAGCCAGAAACUGUUACACAAAGUACAAUGGGAGUAUGAAUGAAACUAGAAGUAUGAGUGCACAGAAAUGGAUCAAGCAUGAAAAUAAUGUGUAUUAAAGCGAGUUAUUUUGUAUAAAGCUAUUUUUAAGUACGAGAACUAAACAUCGUGUGAUAAUGCAAAAUUAUAAAAUUGAAACUAAGAUAUUUUUCUUUUCUUUUAGUGUUAUCCAAAUUUGUUACAGAUUUCUAUUUUUGUCAAAAAAAAAACAAACCCUUCAUGGUUACUUUCAGAAAUCUUUUUUGCCAAAACAUUUGAUACUAUUAUAACGUACAUUUUGAUAGUUAUGCUGAACACCUUCCUCUGCACAAACGACAAGAGUUAAGACUGAGACUGACAUGGUGGGAGGCAACUUUACCUAUUGCACUGCCAUUCAGAUUAUAUUUAAUAAUAAUUUGCGAUGCCAAGG
Messenger RNA from Lacerta agilis (Sand lizard), 6725 nucleotides. RefSeq names its product KIAA1217 ortholog. Gene Ontology annotation, cellular component: cytoplasm. NCBI's taxonomy places the organism in Eukaryota, Metazoa, Chordata, Lepidosauria, Squamata, Lacertidae. The record is from RefSeq and is a predicted model, not a curated record.